Malus domestica (apple) is the source of this 1059-nucleotide messenger RNA. Lineage: Eukaryota; Viridiplantae; Streptophyta; Magnoliopsida; Rosales; Rosaceae. The record is from RefSeq and is a predicted model, not a curated record.
UUUACCUUCUUUACGUUCAGUCAGAUGUGAAUACAAUUCCUCACGGUAUAUAUCAGAAUAUAUACAGCUUAUCCCUCUAAAUUCCUCAUACUUCCAUUUGAGGAAUUAAUGGAUCAAAUCAAGGCUGAAAAGCUUCGAGCCAUGAAAUGCUACAAGAAGAAGCAGAACUACAACAAGAGUAAUCAAUUUCUUUAUAGUCUUAUUGUUCAUGCUCUUAUUGCAGUGACAUGCAGUUUGCUUUGUUCAUACUCUUAUUCGUUUCCUUCUCUCCACACUAUCAAACACUUGCUAUUUAUUUCUCUUCCAAAUUCUUGGUCGGGGUUUAUCAACCCCAAGUGCCUCUUCAUUGUGGUGAAUUUUAUUGUCGUAUUCCUUAUUGGAGAAUCAAGGCUCAGCAGCGGCAAGCAAUCGUCUCCAGUCACCGAGAUGUACAACGAGUAUGUUGAGAGAAGUCGGAAUCUCAGGAGACCACUCUCCACGUUUCGAGAGAAGAAAGAGGAGAGGACCUUGCCGGAAAUGUUGAAUCCGAUAAACAAGGGCAAUGCGGAGAGUAUUGAAGAUAAAGAAGUUGAUGAAGGUAAACAAGAUGACAAGCAUGAUCAUGAUCAUGACGAGGAAGACUUUAAAGAAUGUGGGGAAAACGAUGAAGAAGAAAAAGAAGAAGAAAAAAUGGAAGGAAAAAUGGAGGAAAAGGAAGAACGAGAAGAAGAUGAGGCUUUAAUGCCUGCUGAGGAACUAAACAAAAGAGUUGAAGACUUUAUUGCAAGGGUUAAUAAGCAAAGGUGGCUUGAAGCUAGAUAUUUGGUUUGUUGUAAAGCAUGAUUAAUAUAUGUUGGGUACCCGGUCAUUGAAAACAGAUUUAAUAAAUUAGUUGGUGUAGUUAUUCUAUGGCAUUUGUAGCUUGAAGCAUGAUUCUUGACAAGAGGGGGUUUUUUUUUUGUUCCUUUCUUUUUGGUACUUAAUUUGUGAUGUUAGUUAUGGAUUACCAAUUUACAAUAACAAUUUUCUAAUGGUAAUUGCCAUAAAUAAUGCCAUUUGCUGUCAUGUAUAUUUAGUUAU